AUGGCGACGGCAGCAGCGGCUGGAUCUGCGCCACCAGCAUCAUUACUAUCAGCAUCAUCCUUGUCCUCCUCACCUUCACUUUCCACCGCAGCAGCUUCCGCACUGCCAUCUUCAUCCACACCGCCAUCCUCGUUAUCAGCUACGGAAUUGAACGGUCAAGAGCAAGCAGCUCCAGACUCGUGGGAGUCGGACAAUCUGGACGAGCGGUUGAAGCAACUGCAGAUAUUCAAACCCGUGAUUGUAACGAACGGCGCUACUGGCGAGAACAACAACUCCAUUGACAGCAUCAAUGGGACCGGCACCGGCGACGAGCAGCAGCAAGCGAUGGAGACCAACCAGCUGUCAAGCCAGCAACCCGGGCUUGCGACGAAGAAUCAAUCGGCGGGUCAGCCGCAGGUGAUCGACAAGCGCUUGGAGCUCGUCGACAGCUUUCUCAGGGAGGCUCUCGCAAACCCUCGUGAUCGACUCACAAUUCUCCGCAUGGAGCAGGACGUCGAGCGGUUUAUCCGGAACCCGAACCUUCAGGUCAUGGAGUUCCAACCAAUGGCGUCGUCGUACCAUCGCGCCGCCGCGCACCGCGUCGCGCAGCACUACUCGCUACAGACGUCCGCCGCAGAUGCCGUCACGCCAAGCGGUGGCGAAUGCACUGUCGUCGUCGCGCGAAAGGUUGGCGAGCUUCGCCCGCCCGCCGUCCGCCUCGUCGAUCUCCCUCUCGGCCCGACCAGCAGCGGCGGAAGCGGCGGCGCUCCCGGCGCCGGCGCCGUGAACGGCGGCGGAGCAGGCGCAGAAGCUGCGCCAGGCCCUGGGGGGUUUAAGCUGGCAAUAAGGCGGAGGCCGAGCGGGGGAAGAGGAGGGGCUGCGGGGGAUGGAGGAGAAGGGGGAAUGGGCGGAAGUUCCGCGGACGGGGCGGAUGGCGCGGGAGUGAUCCGAUCCGUGGAGGAGCGGAAGGAGAUGUAUAACCGGGCACGAGCAAGAAUUUUCAAUACUGCCCAAGUGGAUGCUGUGGACAGCGAGGAAAGCGCGAGCAGCGCGGAAGGGGCAGGCGGAAAGGGCGAAGCGGGUGGGAAGCAGGAGAAGGAGGGGAAGGCAGUGGGGAAGACAGGUGCGGAGGCAGGCGGAAAGACAGGGGCGAAGGCAGGCGCGGACGCAGGGGGGAAGGGAAGCGGGAAGGGGAAGGGCAGUGGCGGGGAGGAAAAGGUUGGCGCGGAUAAGCAAGGGCUAACCAAGAGCUCGUCAGGCGGGCGGAAAGGGAGGAAUGUUGCUAUUCUGCGAGACAGGGAGAAGGAGAAGCAGGACCCCGACUACCAGCGCGGUUAUGAUCGGUUCUCACAGAGGUUCGACCCUGGCUUUGGUGCCCAGGCGCCUAAUCCGUACGGCAUGCAGCCAAUAUACGCUCCUGUCGUUACCUAUGCCUCCGAAUUCCCCUCGCUCUCGCCCUCUGCGCCCGCGAAUAAUGCUGCUGCUGGCAACCGAACCGGGCGUGGAGGCCCGGGUGGGGCGGGACCUGCCAGGCCUGGAGGUCCGGCGCCAGGUCCGGCACCAAACGUGUCCGUCCACGGCCCGGGGCAAUCUCCAGGCUCGGUGGGCGCUGGUUCGGCAGGGUUGAUCCAGCCAGGGUUUCCAGGGGCGGGGUUUCCACCGGGCAGUUUCCCCCCGGGCAAUCUACCCCCGGGUGGUUUACCCGUGCAUUUCCAGCAAAUUCCUACGCUUGGCCCUCCUCAUCCGCUGAACGUGUGGAGGGCACAUGCUGCUGUGGGAAUGAUGGCCAUGCAUGGCCGUGGAGUCAUGCCAAUGCCCGGACCUAUUCCCGGACCUGUUCCCGGACCUGUUCCCGGGCCUCUUCCAGGAGCUGUUCCCGGAUCUGCCCCUGGUCCGGUUCCAUACGGACUGAUCCAACCUCCCAGUUCGAUGCCAGGUUCGGCAGGUUCUCCUGGAGGGGUAGGCAUGGGAAUGACUGGUUCGACAGCAACAGCAGCAGGAAGGGGGGUAGGCCCUGGCUUUCCACCAAACCUACAGAGGGAUGGCAUCAUGGGUCCAGGAGCAAUUUCCGUUCCUGGUGUUAGUGGUUCAGUGAGACCAGACGCCGCGAGUUACGGAGGCGUACCGAAGCGGCAAGAAGUGCUGCUGCCGGAGCAAGCGGCGCUGAUCCGCGAGUCGUACGCGCGCAUCGAGAAGGACAGGAAGCAGCACGCGCUCAUCAUGUACCUCACCAUAUUCGACAUCUGCCCCGAGGCGAAGCCCCUAUUCUCCAUGGUGCGCGAGUCGAGCGAGCCCGCACCCGUCAACCCGCGCCUCGAGGCGCACGCCACACUCGCAUUCACCAUGAUGUGCGAGGCCUUCAGCAACUGGGAUGAUCCGGAGCGGAUUGCCAAGCAAACGCCAUUCUUCAAGGCGCUGGGCGGCCGGCACCUCAACUAUGGCAUUGAUGGGGACGACUUUCCCGUGAGUGGAAGUCCGUUGGCUGAAGCACACAGGCAGCGCCCUUUCUUCAAGGCUUUGGGAGGCAGGCACCUCAACUACGGCAUUGAUGGGGACGACUUUCCUCUCACAGGGCAACACCUCUCUCUAAGCCGUUGGGCGGCCGACACCUCUUUGAACCACGACGGCAUCAAGUUCAAGUUGAGAGGAUUUGACUUCAAGUUCAACCCCUCUCCCUCUUCCAAUCUCCCCCCCACCAUGCAGAUUUUCCGCACUGGCUUCAUGAAGGCUUUACAGAGAGCGUUUGGGAAGGAGUGGUUUGGGAAGGAGUGGUUUGGGAAGGAGUGGUUUGGGAAGGAGUGGUUUGGGAAGGAGUGGUUUGGGAAGGAGUGGUUUGGGAAGGAGUGGUUUGGGAAGGAGUGGUUUGGGAAGGAGUGGUUUGGGAAGGAGUGGUUUGGGAAGGAGUGGUUUGGGAAGGAGUGGUUUGGGAAGGAGUGGUUUGGGAAGGAGUGGUUUGGGGACUUGGAGGCCGCAUAG
This is a messenger RNA of Closterium sp. NIES-65, 2955 nucleotides long. NCBI's taxonomy places the organism in Eukaryota, Viridiplantae, Streptophyta, Zygnematophyceae, Desmidiales, Closteriaceae. The record is from the annotation of a GenBank genome assembly.